AUGUCUAUUCAAAUGGCUUCUCGCUCUAUCUUCCGCCUCACCUCUCUCCGAAACGCGUUCCAGCCAGUGCCCUGGAGUCGGGCUGGUCAUCGCAGUAUAGCAUCAGAAGCACGAAAGGAGUUUCUUUGUAUUGUUCCCGACAAGCCCAAUUCUAUUGAGAUACGGAAACAGGUUCGACCGAAACACCUCGAAGCAGCGAAAGGACUUGUAGCAUCUGGAAAACUUGUCGUAGGCGGGGCUAUGCUUGAGUCUCAUCCCAUGGAGGGACAGUCGAUGUCGUUCAAGGGUAGUAUGCUCAUUUAUACCGGACGCAGCUUGGAAGAUGUCCAGGAGAUGAUGAUGAGUGAUGUAUAUACAACAAGUGGUGUUUGGGAUGUUGAGAAAGCCCAGAUUAUUCCGUUUGCUUCUGCUAUUCGCGAAGCACUUUCGUGGUGGACCCGAGCCUCGGGUCGCGGAACCGACAAAAAGUCCUAUAAAUGCGCUGCCGGAACAGAAUUAAAUCCAGGCAAGGAUACGUAUCGGAAUCUGAAAGAAACGGGAGAAUGUGUCCUCAACACGGUUUCGGAGAACAUGAUCGUGGCCGUGAAUGUGGCGUCGAUCGAUGCGCCCCAGGGUCCAGGAUCUGUGUUCUCGAUCGAGGGCAAAGUGGUCGACAUCAAGGAAUUCACCGAUCAUGUACAACCCGGCAUGAGUAUUGCUUCGUUGGUGCUUAUCAAGGGAACUCGGUUUUGGGUUCAGGAGGACGCGAUCAACAAGGAGGGUAGCCACAUUGAUCUUGACAAGCUGCGUCCCUUGGGGGUCAGCUUGGAGGGAUGUCAUACGGUCGCAUCACGUCGACAUUUGAGUUACCCCGGAAACAAUGGCAGAUGA
Messenger RNA from Aspergillus tanneri, 870 nucleotides. RefSeq lists its product as uncharacterized. The transcript is spliced from 7 exons. NCBI's taxonomy places the organism in Eukaryota, Fungi, Ascomycota, Eurotiomycetes, Eurotiales, Aspergillaceae. The record is from RefSeq and is a predicted model, not a curated record. Bases 1 to 870 code for a protein of 289 amino acids.